CGCGACCCGUCCGUCGAGUUGUACAGCGACACUGGUGGUGAUGGGUCGAUGCGAAGCGCCGUCAAAAUACCAGUAACCAUUCGAUAGAUAUGAACUAGUGCAAGGGCGUAGAUCCUAGUUUGCCGUGUACGCAAACUACGCAAGGUAGCAACGGAACGGUCUGGGAAAUGGAGAACAAGGGAAGUAUUGCCGGAGAAAAUGAAUCAUCGACAGUGACCAAAAUCGAAGCAGAAGAUGAAGCGACAAAGCUCCAGGCGGAGCUAUCGCGCGUACGGGAGGAGUUUAACCAGCAACGGGCGCGUAUGAAGGAAUUGUACCUAGCCAAAGAGAAUGAAUGCAAGCGGGUGGUUGAGGAUCUGGGCAGUGCUCGGAAGGAGCUGAACGAGCUGAAGGCCCAAAUCCGGAUCAUGGAGUUUAGCCGCGAGAAGGACGCCGAAGAGCAGCGUAACCGGAUGGAGGACGAAAAUCGAACACUCAAACAGCUGGUAAAUGAAACGCUCGACGAGUCGUCGGUGAUGCGAGACACGGUGCGGCAGCUCCAGGAGAAAAAUAAAAGCAUGUUGGCAGAAAUCGCCCAGCUAAAAGAGGGUCUCGCCGAAAGCAAUCAAGUAUCACCAAGCCUGGCGAAGACGGUGCAGCAGGCGAAAAAAAUCAUUCUCAAAUUCGGAACGGUCGACAGCAACAGUGCCGACAAUCUAGAGGACUCUAUGCGGAAGGUAAAGAAAUAUGCUCAAGAAGAUGCGGAGGUGCUCCGAUCAUUGGUCGUUCCGUUGGAGGAGGAAAUCAAAUCACUUAAAGAGAAACUCCGUAUUGCAUACGAGACGCGCGAAACGUCAACUCCCGGAGCUGACGCCAGCACGAAACAGCAGAAAUCCGCGCUCCUCGGGAUGCUGAAACCCGAAGAAGAGAAUAGUGGAGCGAAAGAUUUGGAAAGUUCAAUAGAUGAUAGUCAUCCAACUAGUAAGGAUAGCUGUAUACGAUGUGAAGCGCUUGAAACCAGUAUCGAGGAGCAGCUGAAGGAGGAACGUGAACGUUCGGCGACGGUUGAAAAGCAAGUUGAACGGCUCAAGGAGCAGCUUACAAAAGAGGCAGCGUUGCGUACGGAUCUUGAGGCACAGUGGCACAAGAAACGGGAAGAACACAAAAUAGAGGUACAGAAGCUGACCGAUCGCGCUAUGAAGACGGAGCUGGUAUUGGAUAAACUUCGCCAGGACUACACGCAGCUGAAGCUGGUGUUACGCGACGAGUUGCAAAAGCUUACCGAAGAGCGAGAAAGGGUUUAUUACCAGAUCAACAAUCUACAGCAGGAUAACGACUUUCUGGCGGGCAAAUAUGUAGCCAGCUCGGAAGCACUCAAGGACCAAGCGCUCAACUUUCCUCAGACGGUAGACGCGCUGCAAGAGUAUGUGCUGAGAUUGCACGAGAAGUUGAUUGUUACCCAGACAGGGUGCGAGUUUGCCGAGCGAAAGGCUCGAAGCAUGCAGGACGAGGUGACGCUCCUGCAGGAACAACAGUGCUUGCGCGAUCGCGAUGCCAAGAAAGCCGAGCAGGAAUACACGCAGACCUGCAUGCAGCUUCAAGAACGGCUCAGGCGACUGCAGAACGAAUUCCAGCAGUUUGUUGUCAUACGCGAAGAACUCGAGGUCUCCGUGUCCGAUCAUGAGAAGCAAAAUUCCGAACUGCGAAUGCAAAUCAUUGAGCUGCAAGCUGGGAACGAGCGUCUAGACAAACAGGUUUGUGAUUUGAAGAGCAAAAUGGCUGUGCUGCAGGAAGACCUGGCGAACAACGAGGCGGUACAGAAAGACUUCGUCAAACUGUCGCAAUCAUUGCAAAUGCAGCUGGAGAAGAUUCGUUCCGCUGACACGCAGGUGCGCUGGCAGGAUGAUGACGACGUUGAUCAGUGCCCCAAUUGCAAGAAGGAGUUCACCGUUACGCGUCGGAAACAGCACUGUCGGCACUGCGGAACGAUUUAUUGUCAGCCGUGUCUGUCCAAGUCCGUUGUGUCUGGGCCCAACCGUAGACCGGCAAGGGUAUGCGACGUUUGCCAUACAUUGUUGGUUCAAGAUACCGCGCCGUACUUUAGCCGAGAACCACCACAAUCACCAUAGUUUAACAAUAGCAACCACAGUUACGUACUACUAUGCAGGUACACUGUAUAAUGUAAAAAUGAAUUGUUACGUUUUGCAAGAAGGUUAAUAAACAUUUUUCCACAUAUUGGUUAUCUGCAAAAAAACACAAAA
Messenger RNA from Anopheles aquasalis, 2240 nucleotides. RefSeq names its product Rab GTPase-binding effector protein rabaptin-5 (gene Rbpn-5). Gene Ontology annotation, biological process: endocytosis. Gene Ontology annotation, cellular component: intracellular membrane-bounded organelle. Gene Ontology annotation, molecular function: GTPase activator activity; metal ion binding; growth factor activity. NCBI's taxonomy places the organism in Eukaryota, Metazoa, Arthropoda, Insecta, Diptera, Culicidae. The record is from RefSeq and is a predicted model, not a curated record.